Molecule: messenger RNA, 1173 nt
Organism: Arachis stenosperma
Lineage: Eukaryota; Viridiplantae; Streptophyta; Magnoliopsida; Fabales; Fabaceae
Product: 60S ribosomal protein L2, mitochondrial-like
Exons: 3
Coding region: 344-934 (196 amino acids)
Biological process (GO): cytoplasmic translation
Cellular component (GO): ribosome; large ribosomal subunit
Molecular function (GO): structural constituent of ribosome; transferase activity; RNA binding
Source: RefSeq, a predicted model, not a curated record
GUCUCGCACCUGGUCGUCGUUGUCGCUAUCUGUUAUCAGUCUCGCACCCAGUCGCGCACCUUCACCGCUAUCGUCGUCGCUCUCUGUCUCGUCAUCGUAUCGCACUCAGACGCGCGCCUUCCCUGUGCUCUUCGUCGCCGGCAGCAGAGGCAGACGGUCCCGGUGGACUGGUCUUUGUUGUCGUCUUCUUGCUUCUCCCUUCCCGUCAGCUUCCUUCGCCCGCAACCCGAUUUGUGACCCACCGGUUCAACCAGUGAGCCAUGACCGGGUCAAUUACCAGUUUAGUUCUGAUAACUAUGCUCUCAUCCCUGACACCAUAGCUACGCAUUCUGAUUUCUGAGCCAUGGCUGUUUCACUAUGGAGAGCUCGCUUAGCUUCCUCUCUUCUCUCCAAUCUCACCAACUCUCUUCGCCGUUUCUCUUCCGACACAAAUGCUCAUAAUGCUCGAGAGAGCAUGAUGAAUCAGAUGAUGUAUUCCGAUAUAAAUUCUCGAAUUGGGAGUUGUAUGCCAUUAUCUUCUAUGCGAAUCGGAACUAUCAUUCACAAUAUUGAAUUGAACCCAGGGCAAGGUGGCAAGCUGGUUAGAGCUGCUGGAACUUGUGCAAAAAUCCUGAAAGAACCCACAUCAAAAUACUGUCUUAUCCAGCUCCCCUCGGGUGUUAAAAAAAUGAUUGAUUCUCGUUGCAGGGCCACCGUUGGUACUGUCUCAAAUCCAAGCCAUGGAGAUAAGAAGCUUAGGAAGGCUGGACAAAGCCGGUGGCUUGGCCGGAGACCAGUUGUUCGAGGAGUGGCCAUGAAUCCAGUGGACCAUCCUCAUGGUGGAGGAGAGGGCAAGAGCAAGAGUAGUGGUCGGUGGGGAAAAGGAUCUCGAACUCCUUGGGGUAAGCCGACUAAGAGUGGAUUCAAGACCGGGCCCCUGAAACGGAGGAAGUAGUAUCCAAUAUUCACUAUAGAUGCUUUUCAUGCUUCAAAUGUUUGCUGCUUGUGAUAAUUGAUGUUAACUUGUUAUGGGAAUUGGGGCUCCUGCUUAGGAAAAGUAUCUACUUGUAGUCCUGGAAUGAAUAGGUUAAGCCAAUUGACUAGUUUAUUAUCUCUUUACAUUAUUAGUUAUAUCUAACAAUUGAUACUUGAUUGAGAUUAAUAUGUUUGUGAAAAUAUACAUUUUAAGUUUUA